Lobosporangium transversale is the source of this 1440-nucleotide messenger RNA. Its product is annotated as alkaline-phosphatase-like protein. The record is from RefSeq and is a predicted model, not a curated record. The transcript is spliced from 3 exons. NCBI's taxonomy places the organism in Eukaryota, Fungi, Mortierellomycota, Mortierellomycetes, Mortierellales, Mortierellaceae. Gene Ontology annotation, molecular function: nucleoside triphosphate diphosphatase activity; ribonucleoside triphosphate phosphatase activity. Gene Ontology annotation, biological process: nucleoside triphosphate metabolic process. The coding region runs from base 1 to 1440 and encodes 479 amino acids.
AUGGCUAUUACAAUCUCCAGCGGACUCUUCUGUUUCUUUAUUUUAUCAAUACUAGUCCGGCAUGAUAACGGUAUUUCUAGACGUCUCUCUUUUCAGGAUCUCAAGUCAGCUUCACGUCGAGAGAGGUUACAAAAGAUUCAAUGCAAUCCUCUGAUUAGCCGGCCCAUUCCUUUGCCACCACCAACUGCUCAGGAUAAAGAUGGAAGGAUACUGUCUAAUGGAACCCAUGGUUUUGAUCCGACUGUAAUUGUGAUCUCAUUCGAUGGUAUGCGCCCAGACUAUCUCACUCGAGGUAUAACCCCCAACAUUGUUAGUGUGGGCGCAAGUGGCAUCGCAGCAGAAUAUAUGCAGCCAUCGUUUCCAACACUAACUUUCCCAAACCAUUAUUCACUGGUCACUGGCUUAUACCCUUCAAGCCACGGCAUUGUCGGCAAUAUGUUUUUUGAUCCAAGCCUGAACGAGGACUUUAACUACAGAUUCCCAGACAAGAGUUGGGAUCCCAAGUGGUGGGGCGGUGAACCAAUUUGGGAAACAGCAGUGCUUCAAAAUAAACGAUCAGGCGUGAUUAUGUGGCCAGGUGGUGAAUCUUUACGUUCUGUGCGUCCCACAUAUCACAUCCGGUACCGUUCCGAUGUCACUGUCUUUGAAAAGAUGAAUACUAUUCUUGAAUGGCUCGACAAACCUCAAGAGGAACGACCAGCUCUCAUGGCAGUCUAUGUCUCUGAAGUUGAUUCAGCAGGACAUGAUUUCGGUCCAGAUUCUCGACGAGUACAGAAGGCAUUAGUACAAGUCGAUUCAGCUCUGGGCGAACUUUUGGACGGAAUACGAUCUCGUAAUUUAACCAACAUUGUCAACCUGGUCCUUGUUAGUGAUCACGGAAUGUCCUAUGUCACCAAUGAUAAAUCCAUCUAUUAUGAUGAUUAUAUUGAUACCUCGGACCUCUUGUUCGAAGAAUCACUACAGCCUCAUUUAGCGAUUUGGACCAAAGACCCUAAACGGACAGAUGAGAUCUAUCAUACAUUGAAGCGGGUGCAAAAACGCGACCAGCUGCCAUUUCAGGUUUAUCGACGGGAAGAGAUCCCUGCUCGUUUUAAUUAUGCCAAUAAUGAUCGGAUCCCUCCUGUGGUCGCUCUAGCAGAUCCGGGGUACGUCAUGACUAGGCGAGACAUGGGCUUAGCAGUCGCCGGGGCUCAUGGAUGGGAUAAUGAGGCUAAAGAUAUGAGGGCCAUCUUCCUAGCCUCGGGGCCAUCGUUCCCUCGAAUUGAAGGAAUUUCAAAGUCUGCUACUGAAGCCAUUGACAAAACUGCUGCUGCACAAGUUACAUUGCCACCAUUUGAAAAUGUCGAGUUAUACGAGAUUAUUGCUCGCACUGUUGGCUUACAAGUUAAAGACGGAGCUACGGACGGUGUCCUCAGUGGAUAUAUUUCACGGCCAUGUUAA